AUGGAUAUCAACACACGAUUAGAUAGAAUUAUAUCUGAUCCAGUCUUUACUAGAAAUUUAACAUUAUUAAGAUAUUUUUCUAAUCGUUUUAUUUGUCCAUUGGUUGACACAGUACUUGAUCGAUUUUGUUCACAAACAUUACUUCAAAUACAUUAUAAAAUAGAUUGGCUUAAUCUUGAAUCAUUAUCUAUGGAACGUAUUCUUCUUGCUGCUGCUGAUUAUCCUAAUUUACAUAAUCUUGGUCUUUACAAUGUUGACAAGAAGACUGCUGAAAGUGUUUUCGCAGGUGGAUUAUUCAAAUGUGUUUAUGAAGUAUCAUUAUUUGAUGAUCGUCCUUUCGAACAUGAAUUUUUUGUUCGAAUUGCUCAAGCAUUUCCACUGUUGAAAAAAUUAUCUAUGAUUAAUCGAACACCGCAAAAUCAAAGAACAAAGAAUAAUAAUGAAUAUUUAUCAAUCAUCGAAUAUCUUCAUCUAAUUGAAUUAGAUUUUCUCGAUGUUAAUGAUGAUUACCUCGAAUAG
Messenger RNA from Rotaria sp. Silwood2, 519 nucleotides. The record is from the annotation of a GenBank genome assembly. Lineage: Eukaryota; Metazoa; Rotifera; Eurotatoria; Philodinida; Philodinidae.